Molecule: messenger RNA, 1986 nt
Organism: Trametes versicolor FP-101664 SS1
Lineage: Eukaryota; Fungi; Basidiomycota; Agaricomycetes; Polyporales; Polyporaceae
Product: DUF862-domain-containing protein
Exons: 8
Coding region: 1-1986 (661 amino acids)
Biological process (GO): protein modification by small protein removal
Molecular function (GO): peptidase activity
Source: RefSeq, a predicted model, not a curated record
AUGUCGAAGGUCCAGCUCUAUGUGUAUGAUCUAAGCAACGGCCUUGCAAAGCAACUCUCGAGACAACUCACCGGUCGGCAGAUAGAUGGAAUAUGGCACACCUCCGUGGUUGUAUUCGGCAAGGAGAUAUUCUACGGGCAGGGUAUCGAUAUCACCCGGCCGGGGAUGUCUCACCAUGGUAGACCGCUCCAGAUCGUAGAUAUGGGCGAAACCGCUAUCGACGAAGAGACCUUUAACGAGUAUUUAGAGGAAAUGCGUCAACAUUACACUGCAGACAAGUAUCAUUUAUUAGACUUUAACUGCAACUCGUUCACCAACGACUGCGUGGGCUUUCUCACGGGAGGCUCAAUACCGACGUGGAUUAAAGACCUACCCUCCGAUUUCCUCUCGACGCCUUUCGGCGCAGCUCUCCGCCCGACCAUCGACUCCAUGUUCCGCCGCCCUUCGCCUGGAGCCGCGCCCGCCGCGCCCCAGAUGCCCGCCCCAGACUCCCUGAAUGCAGCAGCCUCUGCUUCGCCCAAUCCCGCGCUCGCAUCCGCGCUCCUCCAAGCCGUCGCCUCGCAGGCCUACUCAUCUGGCUCGCUCUCCGCCCCUACCUCCAUGCCCUCUGUUGCUCCGAAUUCGGGCAGCUCCACUGUGACUGGCCCGAUUCACAUGUGCACAAAUCCGUCAUCGCUGCACUCGCUUUUAAAGUCGCACCGCGCAGCGAUCGUGUUCUUCACGUCGGCAACGUGUGGCCCAUGCCGCAUGAUUGAGCCGCUGUUUGAGGAUCUCGCGCACCAGAAGACGCAUGGUAGCGGUAGCGGACGCGUUGCGUUCGUGAAGGUGGACCUCGCGGUUGGGAUGGGCAAUCAGGUUGCCGGGGAAUGGGGCGUCAGGGCCACACCUACAUUCUUGUUCUUCUUGGAUGGAAAGAAGGUAGAAGAGGUGAAGGGCGCGAACGCAGCAGAACUACGCUCCCAAGUGGAUCUACUCCUCUUCCAAGCCUUCCCGCCCCAUCCGCAUACGAAACUAUCUCUUCCCGCCGUAGAAGCGCUGUCCACAAAUCCUAUCCUUUUCACCCAAGUGCCUGCGCUGGACACGGUCUCCGCCAAGCUCGCCUCGUUCAUCGACGCCGCACCGUCCUCGCCAGAGCUGCAAACGGCUAAGCAAGCGCUCACCACCGCGAUCAUUCCCCUUCUGAAGACUCGUUUUCCGCCGAAAGGCACACCAGAAGCAGCGAAGAAGCCCGCAUUCCCUGCUCCUCCGCAGUUGCUCGCCAGCUGGGCAACAACGACGCGCAUCAUCGCCAACACCCUCCCCCCGGCGCAGCUCUUCCCCCUCGUCGACCUGUGGCGGCUGGCUAUCCUCGACGACGCCGUCGGCAACUGGCUCGCCUCCGCGCCCACACCCGACCCGCUGCAGCUAUUCCUCGACAAGGCGCUGUCCGCACUAGACGGGAACGCGCCCGACGCGCGCAACUACCUCCUGACCACGCUGCGUGCGCUCGCGAACGGAUUCGCACACGCGUCUCUGAGCAAGACCCUGCUCGCGGCGAAACGCGUCCCAAUGACGCGCGCGGUCGUGGCAGCGCUGCUGCACGCGGAUGCGGCGGUGCGCACGGCGGCGGCGAGCCUCGCGUUCAAUGUCGCGGCCGCGCUGCAGCGGAGCCGGGUCGAGCGCGUGCGCGGGGUCACGGUCGGCACGGUGCCGACGGAGGUCGCAGAGGAUGAGGAGUGGGAGGUCGAGAUGGUGAGCGCGGUGCUCGAGGCGCUCGCGAACGAGACGCAGAGCGAGGAAGUCGUUCACCGGUUGACGGCGGCGCUGGCGUUUUUGCUGCGACUGUCGCCCUUCUACGAGAGCCAGCUACAGGGUCUGCUGGAGGUGCUGCAGUCGCGCGAGACGCUGAAGAGCAAGCUCGCGCAGGGCGGAUGUGGGGAGAGUGGCGUGCAGAAGCCUGAGGUGCGGAAGUUGGUGGUAGAGGUUGCGGAGAAGUUGUGUGUCUGA